Molecule: messenger RNA, 1152 nt
Organism: Talaromyces amestolkiae
Lineage: Eukaryota; Fungi; Ascomycota; Eurotiomycetes; Eurotiales; Trichocomaceae
Exons: 3
Coding region: 1-1152 (383 amino acids)
Biological process (GO): pectin catabolic process
Cellular component (GO): extracellular region
Molecular function (GO): polygalacturonase activity
Source: RefSeq, a predicted model, not a curated record
AUGCCUUCUCUAGCUCAAGUCUCUCUUUUCCUUUCUUUGACCAUCUCAGGUCUCGUACAGGCUGCGCCUGCGCCUGCACCUGCGCCUGCACCUGCACCUACCGCUCCUCCAAAGCUAUCUGAGCGAGCCUCUAGCUGCACCUUUUCCGGUUCCAAAGGUGCAUCUUCAGCGAGCAAGUCCAAAACGUCUUGCUCGACAAUUGUCCUCUCCGACGUGGCUGUGCCAUCCGGAACAACUCUGGACCUGACUGAUCUGAAUGACGGGACUUCCGUCAUCUUCGAAGGUACUACCAGCUUCGGCUAUGAAGAAUGGGAUGGACCUUUGAUCUCUGUUUCCGGAACGGAUAUCACCGUCACCGGUGCCGAGGGCCAUGUCAUCGACGGUGAUGGUUCUCGCUGGUGGGAUGGCGAAGGCUCAAAUGGCGGAACCACCAAGCCCAAAUUCUUCUAUGCCCAUGAUUUGACAUCCUCGACAAUUAGCGGUCUGAGCCUCAAGAAUUCCCCGGUUCAGACGUUCAGCAUUGAUGGUUCUACCGACUUGACGCUCUCUGACAUUACCAUCGACGACUCUGAUGGUGAUGAUGGUAGUGCGGCAAACACUGAUGCUUUUGACGUUGGAGAAAGCACUGGCAUUAUUAUUUCUGGUGCAACUGUCUACAAUCAGGAUGACUGCUUGGCUAUCAACUCUGGAACGAACAUCACCUUCACCGGCGGCUAUUGCUCUGGCGGACACGGACUUUCCAUCGGAUCUGUUGGUGGUAGAGACGACAACACAGUAUCUGAUGUUACUAUCGAGAGCUCAACCAUCAUCGACUCAGCAAACGGUGUUCGCAUCAAAACCGUAUACGAUGCCACCGGUUCAGUCUCUGGAGUCACUUACAAAGACAUCACCCUGUCUGGAAUCACCGAUUACGGCAUUGUCAUUGAACAGGACUACGAAAACGGCAGCCCUACCGGCACUCCUACAACUGGCGUACCCAUCACUGACUUGACAAUCGAUAACGUCCAAGGAACGGUGGAGAGCGACGCAACGGAAAUUUACAUCUUGUGUGGUGACGGAAGCUGCUCCGACUGGACUUGGACCGAUGUGAGCGUCACGGGCGGCAAGUCGAGCGACGCUUGCGAGAAUGCCCCUGAUGACAUUAGCUGUUAA